Dermacentor andersoni is the source of this 1484-nucleotide messenger RNA. The record is from RefSeq and is a predicted model, not a curated record. Lineage: Eukaryota; Metazoa; Arthropoda; Arachnida; Ixodida; Ixodidae.
ACGCCGCCAAUGAAAGACAAAUUACAGCGAAACCACUUCAGGCUGAUGCAGCUGUUCAGACAUCAAUGAUCUGUAGAGACUGGGCAACACAGGUUAACAUCCACGGGGACAAACGUAUUUCAACUAGCUCCUUUAUGCCACCACGGUCAUCGACACCAUUGCCAGAAUGGACGGAUGCAUCUGAAGACGAAAUGGAUGAAAAUGAAAACCGAAAUCAAUAUGAUCCUUCCUAUGUACUCUCUGAUGUCAGUUUGGAUAAGUAUGUAUUAGACCAUCAUAUAAUAUUGUGCAGUGCUCAAACAGAUCUUUUUUCUUUUUUCAGAGACAGUACUGUUAACACAGCGGUGCCUCUUUAUGAAGAGAGGAAGUUCAUUGUUUUUGAGUCUAGCCUGGAUGAACUGCUCUCGGUCUGCCCUCUGUGUUCACAUCCAUGCAGAGCCAUUGACAAAACUGUGAAAGGCAUAUUAUUGCAGUCAAAUGAAACCAAGGGAAGCAACCAUAUGGAGCUUGAAGGACUCAAGAGGACACUGCAAAUAUGCGAGGCUAAUGGCCUCGAGAUUUCAACUCUUGUGACUGACCGUCAUUCUCAGAUAAAGGCAUUUACAUCAAAGGAGACCUGCAUAGAGCACAGCUUUGAUUGCUGGCACGUUGCCAAGAUGCUCAAAAAGAAGCUGACAGCAGCAGCGAAGCUCAAGAAGUUUCAGGAGCUGACUCUAUGGAUUCCUGCUGUCAUCAACCACCUGUAUUGGUGCGCCCUUUCAAGCCGGGCGCAACCUGAGCUAAUUCUUGCCAAGUGGUGCUCCCUUGUCCGUCAUGUCGUUGACAUUCACGUACAUGAUGAGAGCCUUUAUCCGAGGUGCGAGCACGAGCCAUUGCCUAAGAAGAAGUGGCUGGAAGAAGGAUCACCAGCGCACCAAAAACUGAAAGCCAUCGUCCUAAACAAGGCUUUGCUCAAAGACAUUCCUCGACUAUCCACGAGUGCACAAACAUUUGCUGUUGAAUGCUUUCACAGCACCAUCACUCAGUUCGCACCGAAAAAUACCCAUUUUGGGUAUUCCAGCAUGGUAGCAAGAACACGCCUUGCCGCACUUCACUAUAAUGAAAAUAGUGCAAGGCAGCAAGCAACCACUGACAAUGGGACAAAGAGGUGGCUGGUCAAAUACCCCAAGGCAAAAAAGGCUGCCGUUGUCGCACCAGUGAAAGAAUCUUGCACAUACGGCUAUGUGAAAGAAUUGCUGAAGUGUGCUGUGGACCUGUGCCAGAAUGCGAGCUCCUACAGGGAGGCAUCGGCACGUACAAGUGUGAACGUGCCCCCUCCACUUUCAAGCAACUUUGAACAGGCUGACAAAGAAGCUCUCGUGGCAGCACAUACAAGGCGCUUUAAUAUUUGACCAACACUGCAGUAGUUCACUGAACCAGACACGUCAUUCUGAGAAGAAAACUCUGGCUGUUUAUUCAGGAGAAACUGCCAUCAUGCAUCCAGG